Molecule: messenger RNA, 558 nt
Organism: Galeopterus variegatus (Sunda flying lemur)
Lineage: Eukaryota; Metazoa; Chordata; Mammalia; Dermoptera; Cynocephalidae
Product: chromosome unknown open reading frame, human C12orf75
Exons: 6
Coding region: 1-252 (83 amino acids)
Source: RefSeq, a predicted model, not a curated record
AUGGUCUCUGCGGAUCUUGGGCUUCUCCAGCGGGGUGCCUCUCUGGUCGGCGUGCAUUCGGUUGGGCUGGGAAUGGAGUCCAGUGGCCAUCAGGCCUACCUGCUCGGCCCUGGAGGAGCAGCUAAAGAUGUAACAGAAGAAUCGAUAACAGAAGAUGACAAGAGGAGAAACUAUGGAGGAGUAUAUGUUGGUCUACCAUCAGAGGCUGUCAGUAUGGUGUCCAAUCAAACAAAGACUGUACGAAAAAAUUAGAAGAAAAUAACAUCACAACUCAGUAAUCAAGAGCUUGCCUCAUCCAUUUGGAAGGAAUUUGGCUCCGUGGGACACUGUAAUGUUCACAGACAUUUCCGAGGAAAUUCUAAAUAGUUGCCCUCUCUCUCGCUCCCCCAAAUCUUAGCAUAUAGUGAAAGCCAUGGGUACAUGUUGAAUGUUGUGGUAAUAGAAGGGAAUUGGUGAAACAAUACACCCGUUCAUGGAACUUUCUGUGGUCCACCCACAAAAGCCAAGUUAACAACUGUCACGAGGCCAUUUCUGCACAGCCUGAGCUGCCAUGCCCAC